UGGACGGUAUCUGGCCGGGGAGCCGGUGGCGGUCAACGAUAAGGCGAAAAUAUGUGCAUUAGAAAGGUAACCGAUUGCACGUUCCAGAGUCGCCAGUGAGCCACGAUGAUCAGCUGACCCGCAGCCGGUGAGAUGGCUGGCGGCUGUCAAUGUCGCGUGGUCGGCGUGUUCGCCGCCAGUCUGCUGGCGUUCUGCGUACUGUUGUUGCUAUACUGCGAGGUCUUCCACCACUAUGCGGUGCUGGCCCAGUGCGCGUGGCCGGCGCCGCUGUCCGCCGGCGAGCCGGGCCUGCGGCUCAUGCUGCUGGCCGACACGCACCUGCUCGGCUCGCGCCACGGCCACUGGUUCGACAAGCUGCGCCGCGAGUGGCAGAUGCACCGGUCCUACGUGUCGGCCGUCACGCUGCACCAGCCGCACGCGGUCGUCUUCCUCGGUGACCUGCACGACGAGGGCAAGUGGAGCGGCCCGGAGGAGUUCCAGGAGACGGUGCGCCGCUUCGACAGUCUCUUCCCCGUCUCCGAAGGACUCCGUCGGCUGGUGGUGGCUGGCAACCACGACAUUGGCUUUCACUACAGCGCGCGGCCGCAUCUCUGGAGCCGGUUCGACGCGGCGCACAACACGUCAGGGGUGACGCUGGUCUCGCUGGCGGAGCGCGUCCACCUGGUGCUGAUCAACAGCGUGGCGAUGGAGGGCGACCGGUGUCAACUGUGCGCCGCCGACCGGCAGCUGCGGCGACUGCAGGUCGGUGUCAGACGCGUCGGAGAGGUGCUGCGGUGCUCUGAAGCGGCCGACUCGCAGUGCGCCGCCGACCUGCCCACACUGCAGUACAGUCGGCCGAUCGUACUACAGCACUACCCGCUGUACCGCGCGUCGGACGCCCACUGCGCCGGCCCUGACGCGGCCCCGCCGGCCGAGCGGACGCAGCCGUUCCGCGCCGGCUGGGAGUGCCUCUCGGCGGCGGCGAGCUCGGCGAUCCUGACGCGGCUGCGGCCGCGGCUGGUGGCGUCUGGCCACACACACCACGCCUGUCGCACCGAGCACCGCACGCCGCUCGGGCCCGUCACAGAGCACUCGGUGCCCUCCUUCAGCUGGCGCAACCGCGCCGACCCGUCCUUCCUCAUGCUACGUGUGAACGCCGACUCGCACGCGGUGCUCAAGUGCUGGAUGGCUGACGAGCGGGGCGUGGUGGCGCUGUACCUGGUGGGCGUGCCGGCGGCGCUCGUGCUCAGCUUCGUGGUGACGGCUCGGCGCCGCGUCAUCCGACGCUGGAAUGGCCCAGAGGCCCGCUCCGGGACGCUGCCGGACAGGCAGGGCAAGCAGGAGUGAGGUGGCUGCAGAGGCCCUCCCCGGCCGCGGCAGCCGGCCGCCAGCGCCGGAGUAGUCCGGCUUUGGCGCUCGGCCGAACGAGAUCCGGAUCGGGGGAGAGGAGGGGGAGGCAUUUGUGAACCUACGAAAUGGCUACUAGUCUCCCCAUUGUGUGGUUGCUGGCGUGCAGAUCGGUAUGUAGAAUCAUUCCCGUGUGAAUUUAAGUUGCGUCGUGGAAUAUUUAACGCCGCGCCCUUGCGUAGUUAUUGUAGAACAAAUACGUGCUCCCUGAAAGCUUUAUGGGCGUGGAGUUAUGGAUCAUGUUAAGAUUAGCAGUGUGAAACUUGUCCCUGGAAUGGGCAUUGCUACUACCCGAUUUCUAUCCAGUGUUGUUUUCCCUGUCCCUUUUUUAUUAACUUUCAGCUUAUUUGUGCAAUCUGGCCACCUGCCUUGUUCAUAAUCCGAUCACAGUGAGCUGUGCGGUGUUAUUUUGUCAUUGGCGGGAGCUGAUUCUACUGCCAUGUCUCGUAUGAACAGAUCCGUUAAACGCGAUAAGGACACGGGAUCCAACAGCUGUGAUGGUGGCGUUUUUAGGAUAAUUGCGCGAUCGAUGACGUGUCAGUGCUAACACAUAAUGUGUAUGUGGCCGCUUACACUGAACUGGGCGUGUCCUGGGCUUUAAAUGGUGAGCAAUAAGACGCGCCUUACAGUGA
Pollicipes pollicipes is the source of this 2018-nucleotide messenger RNA. Its product is annotated as metallophosphoesterase 1. The coding region runs from base 133 to 1326 and encodes 397 amino acids. The record is from RefSeq and is a predicted model, not a curated record. Lineage: Eukaryota; Metazoa; Arthropoda; Thecostraca; Pollicipedomorpha; Pollicipedidae. Gene Ontology annotation, biological process: GPI anchor biosynthetic process. The transcript has 8 exons. Gene Ontology annotation, molecular function: hydrolase activity.